GUGUGGAAGUCACAGCUCCUCACAGUCAUGCGGGGUCACCCUGAUGGGCGGGACCCGAAUCAGGAGCCAGACGGGGAACUGGACGAGGAGCGGAACAGAGGUGGUAAAGGCAGCAGCCCAGCCGAGGUACAGCUCCAGGGGCCCCAGCCCCAGGGGACCCCGUGGAAAGGCCGACCCUGCAGCACCUCUUCAAUGCAGAGUGCGUGAAGCCGUUCCAGCCUGGCUUUUAGGGACACCCCAGCUCUCCCUGCCUCAAGGCUUCCAGGGCCCCCAGCCUGCCCCUGGGGGAGAUGGGGGUGGGGAGUGCCUGGUAAAUUGAGGCCAAAGUCACUCUUCACCUACAUGGCCCUUCAUUUCUUCCCUGUGAGGAAGUAGCCCUCUGCUUUGUAAGCUGAUAGUGUGUCACCUGCUUAUUGUGUUAGAAAACUUUUACAUGGAUGAAUCCUGGCUACAACCCCGGGACGCAGGUAUGGUCAUCAGUCCCAGACUGCCCUUAAUCCAGGUAAGGAAACUGAGGCAGAGAGGUUACAAAUCAUGUCCAUGGUAACACGGCAGAGCCCUGGCUGCGGCGGUCUGGCUCUAUCAUGCACUUAACCAUUGUGCCACACUGCCCUGAGAUGAAGAGGGGGUGUCGUCUCGUUCCACCGAGGUACCCCAGGACUCUGCUCAAUCCCUGCGGUCGACAUCCCCUCACACCCCCUGCCUCAGUGGUUCCCAAACCCUGACAGCCUCCCUCUCCGGCCCCAUAGCGAUGUGCAUGUCUUCACCUCCCACCGGGUCCCCUUUCACUCUUUCUUCUGGAAGCCUCAAACAAGAGACAGCUGGGACUCAGUGAGCCCCACAGACUGCUUGGGACAGCCACACCGUGGCCACCCACGCCUCCAGCCGCCCCGGCUGCUGGAAGGCUCCCAUUUGGAGUUUCUCAGCUGACUCCAGCAGAGAAGUGCCCGUGUCAUCGCCCACUGCCACCAUGCUGUGAUUAGUUAGUCACUGAGUGCCCGUAGCUUUUAAUUAACUGUUAGCCCUGCACGGGCAGCUGUUCCACGAACCACAUCUGAUUGUGGCUCCCCCAGUCCGGGCUGAUGGCACACUUCAGUCACGCAAAUGAUGCUGCAUAUUUUGAUGCUGCAGGAGUGGCAGCUGCAGCAACUGAUGGAAGCCACCAGCCCCAGGAGGGAGAAAAGAAGGCCGCUGUCAGCCGGGGAGCCAUCAAGUGUGCAGGGCUGAGAGGAGAAGGCCACACAAGCUCUGUGAGUGGGCUGAUGUGCUGUGAUGCUAUCGCUAUAUUAGAAGUAACUCAAACAAGCAUUAAGUAUAAAGACACCCACAGGUGACACGUAACCAGAGAUGAGACUUCAGGCAUAGCUGGAUCCAGGCGUCCAAGUGGAACUACCAGAACAGGUGGGGCCUGAAAUCGGAAGAGCACCUGCAUGCUGGACGAGCCAUUUGAAUACAGGAGCUUCCUUACAUGAGGCAGAGACACACAGGUGACGGCCAAGAAUCUGCGGCGAGAUUUGUUCCGGGAGGGAUUUGUGAAGGAUUUGUUAAGGGAGUUACUGUUCCCGGCAACACGAUUCUCAGCUGAUCUGCCACAUAAAGCAACGGAGGGCAGAGGCAGUGACAGGACAUGUUCAAAGUGCUGGAAAAAGUGUUAACCAAGAAUCUAUUACCCAGCUCAUCUUCCUUUACAAUUAAGGGCGCCACCCCCCCCACCCCCGGCCACGAUGUCAGACAACUCAGAGGACCCAAAGCAUGUAAUGCCCACAGAGAGGAAGUCCAUGUGGAGGACGGCUGACGAGAGGCGGAUGUCCGACCUCACACGCGUGCUGGAAUGGAUAGAGCGGAGGCAGAGGAAGCAGAAGGAAGCUGUCCAGAAACAUAAAGCCAAGGUGGCAGUACCCCCUAAAGCAACUGGGAAGGAAGAAAAGAAAGCCCGAAACAUCCAGAAACAGCAGAGUGGGAAACGCCGUGUUAUGUUCUCUGAGCAGGUCUCAGUGCCAAAAACCAGGAGGGAUGAGGACGCUGUCCAUUACCGGAGGCUCUAUGGAGUGGAGCCAAGGGGAAGACGCCUGAGCAUGGUCCCCGGCAACUACCUCAAGCAUGGCCCUGAGAAAUCUGACUUGGAGAUCAAGGAUGGCACCGGUGCAGACUCCAUUCGACGGUCAGUGUCAUUCCGUCGACAGAGCAUCAUAGAUCCCAUGUUACAGGACACUCUCUUUGCCGGACGGAGGUCGACCCUCCUCAAAGACUGGGUCGGCAAGACACCCGACUCUUACGAGCGCAAGAUGAAGAGCCUCAUGGAAAAGGGCACCGAGCCCAAGAUAGAAAUCGUGAAAAUGCUGAAGCCGGAGGAGGUGCUCAGCUGCCGAUACCUGAGGCUGUCCCACAACAAUAUCCGGACCUUGCUCAAGCUCUGCAGAGAUGCGGGACUAGAUGUGGACAUCCACCCCCACAUGAUCGAAGGGGAGAUAGACGCCAAAAAGGUGUUUGCCCGAGACCCCACCGUAGCCCUCUAAGUCGCCCUGCCCCGGCCACCUCAGGGUGGGGGUCACACCCUCGGCCGCCAGAGGCCGGCCUCUGGCACACCACCUGGCCUUCAGGUGCAGCCCCUUUAGACAGCAGUGAUUAGAAAACAAGGCCAAACCGCAUGGCUCGUGGUGCUGAUGUAGCCUUUGUCCCCAUCGAGUCACAACCAUCUCAGGACCAACUGGGCUGUCUCCCCACCAAAGGAACACCCCUUGGGAGGGCCUUUUUGGGAGGGAAGUCAUAGCAGCAGUGAGAAAGGGCGGCCCAGAGUCCCAAGACGGACUUCAGGAGGAAGGGGGCUGGCUGAGAACACACACAUGACAUGGCUCUGUGGGGAGCUGGCCCUCGUGUGUUGGGUGGGGAGCCGAUCGGGGGACUAAGAGAGGGGGAACCUCUGUCAAUACAUGGAAAUGAGGAUUACUCAUUUGAAAAGAAGGCACAGAGGGCAAGGGACGUGCUCAGAGUCAGACAGGAAGCGGCAGGACUGGGAUGCCAGCUGUAUCCUCAAGUUAGUCCCCAGCCUGCCUCCUCACUUGCUGGAAACUCUGGUACAUCUGUAGGACUGUUCAGAGACGGUCCCUUCCUGGGGCAACUGCCAACUGAGGUCACAAGCCCAGGCCCUUGUAGUCCCUACAAGCAUUUCAAGUAAGCUCGAAUCCCAACUGUCCCACUUGCUAGCUGUGUGACUUAACGCGUUACUUUCCCUCUCUGUGCCUUUGUGUUCUCAUCUGUGAAAUGGGGCUAAUAAUAGUACCUGUCGAGCAGGGAUGCUGUGAAGAUGACAUGAGAGCUUGCCCGUGAAGCAUGAAGCACAGACGUGGACGCAUAGAAGCUCAGUAACAAUGCGAGCUGCUCCCAUAGUCCUCCGGGGUGGACGGGGCGCAGCCUUCCCAGCCCCGCUUUCCAGAAAGGUCCUCAGAGCUGGGCAUGUUGAUGUUGAGUCAAACUGAGGAGCAGCUGCUGCUGACAAACCCUGUGUCUCCAUGGUGGACCCCAGAAGCAAGUGGUCCCUGUGGCCCCCGGAGCGAGUGCAGCCCCCAGGGGCCAGAACGAUGGCCGUGCAGCUACAGGCUCACUGGCCAGGUGUUACUUUCUGCCUCCAUAAACUAAAAGGGUUUCCCCACCAGCUUUUUACAUUUCCACACCCCACCUCCAGGCUCCAAAGUGACCCUCAGAGGUGAAUGGCUCUGUCCACUGAGUCACUGCCUUGGGAGGCAGAGUAAAAUUGUGGAGGCUCCCACAGCCCCCUGCCACCCACUCUCAGCCCACAUUAUUCACCAAUAAGGGAAGGCAGGGCCCUUGAGGGGCGGGCAGGUCCGACCCUGGAGCCCUCCGAUGCUUAGACAGACGGCCAGAGCCUCAAGGAAGCAGCUACAAGGGACUACGUGAUACUCCCUCUCUCCAGUAAAUACCUGCUCCUUCCGGAGAGCGAGCUCUUCCAAAAGGGGAAGCAUCACCCAGUGUCAGGCAGUUUGUCGGGAUUAUCUCACGCAAACUCAAAACCGAAAACCACUGGAAAGGCAUUCAAUGUGUGCUGCCGACUCAGUGGUCAGGACGAAGCCCUGCCACCCCCCAUCCUGCACUGAGUGUCCUCGCCCUCAGGAAGUCCUGCUGCCGGUCUAACCUGCCUCUCUCUCACUGCAAUUUGAGCCCAUUUUCUCUCAUUCGAGCCACUGUGGAAGGGGAGAAGUCAGUCUUUGUCUGAUAUUCCUAUUCAAGGAGGAUGAGGAAUGAGGAACAAAUGAACAGAUACAAUGCAGCCUUUCCAUUUUUUUCUGAGUUUUCUAUCAUAAAAUUCAGUUUCAUUAUGUCUCUGGUAUAUCGACCACAUCCCUCUUUAAAAUGUAAUGACAAAGAAUGGAUCCAGCCCAGCUUUCUAGUGAGGGACCGAAGACCGAAUUUCUUUCUGGUUGUGAGGACUGACUCCAAGGUGACAUAUGGAUUUCAUUCGCUCGUUCGUUUCCUUUCCCCACACCAAUGGUAUUAUACGGCAGACUUGCUGUAUUCCCCUUGUGGUCCACCAAGACCCCCGGCUCCUUUCCUGCAGGGCAGGAAGUGUAUAUCAGCUUUUCCUGAGACUCACUAGGAGGCCAGAUGCAAAGAGGUGUUCAGGGAGAGGGAAGCCCGGCCCUUCUGCUGUCACAGAGGAGCAAGGAGAGGGGCCAGUGUUCCCUCCUCUAAUCUGGACCUCUCUUCACGUGGUGGAGUGUUCAGGCUGGUGGGCAGCACAAUACUUGUGCUUCCAACACUCCAGUAAUUACGUUCAUGCUCCCCAACCCAGCUCCUGCUAUUCUGCCCGGGGCACACCUCCCCGACCUUUCACAGGUUUGGAUCCACAACAGACCGGGAGAGAGCAGAUCUUCAGACGCCCAGUCCAUCUGCGUCUGAUCAUAGCCAUUUCCUCAUCCAUCACGUAUUUAUUGAGCCCCACCAGGUCCUGUGGCGGUGCCAGAGACGCAGUAGUUGAGGAGACCUAGUCAAACCAUCCUGAAGACAGGCAUGACAGUGAGCAGUGAUGCGUGUUGGGAAGUGUCUAGGGAGAGCUGGGGGAGGAGAACCCCACCAUUGGCGGGGAGUCAGGGAGAUAGAAAAGCUUGGGGGUCAAGACUUGUAAUGUAAAACAUGUAAGAAUAAAUAGUCGGUAUUUUUGUGUGGGACAGGAGGGCAGGCUGAGGGACCAUAUGUGCAAAAACUCAGAGGGCAGGGACAAGGCGUGAUGCUGAGUAGCCCACAGGUCGUGCUGUCAGCCUGGAGUGCACACGUGACCCUGGACAGUGCAGGAGAUGAUGUGCUUACAGAGGGCGUGUCAACUGUGCCGCAGUGGGGUUUUCUCCCCCUGUGGUGAUUAUUCAUUCCCUUAGCAAGUAUUUAUUGAGCACUUAGGUACAGGAACUGUCAUAACUACUGCAGAUACAGCUGGGAACAAAACAGACAUUAUUCUUGCGUUCAUGGAGCUUACGUUGGGGACACAAAUAAUAUGCCCCUCAACAAAAACAAUUUCAGCAUCGAGGAAAAGGACGGUGCAGAGUGUCGGGGAGAGUGACUUCAGCGGGGGUGUCAGUGAAGGCCUACCACGUGGGGUGAGGGGGAAGAAGUGAAUGUGCCGAUUCUGGGGGACAGCGCCAGCAUGUUCAUGGGACAGAGGACAGUCACUGUGGCUGAAGCCAAGUGAGGAAGGAGAGUCAGGAAUCAGGCUUGAUAGAUUGUGCUCUGGAAUUCAUUCAAAUUGCAACAGGAAACCACUGGAGGGUAGCAAGUAGGGGAGAGACCACUCUGGAGGAAAUACUGUCAGGCGGAAGGGACAGCCUCGCAACUAGUCAGGGAGGUGUAUCGGUUAGCUACGGCUGUGUAACAAAUUAUCCCCAAACAUAGUUUAAACUGAAUUUCUCAUAGGUCACAGGUCAAUUAAACAGUUCUUCUGACCUGGGCCAGGCUCAGCUGGGUUCAUGUGUUAGCAGGUUAGCUAGUCAGCGAGCUGAGGGUUGGCUAGUCCAGGACGGCCUUGGCUGAGAUGGCUGGUCUCUGCUCCCUGUAUCUCAUCCUCUAACAGGCUGGCUUGGGCUGUGCUCAUGGUGGUGGCAGGGUUCCAAGGAGUGUGCAAAGCCUACGCUCAGGGGUGGCACACUAUCACCUCAUUGUAGUCCCUAGUGGCCAAAGCAAGUCCCAAGGUCAGCUCAGAUUCAAGAGUGGAAUAGACCCACCUGUAGAAGGAAGGAGCUGCAAAGUCACGUGACAAAGGGCCUGGAUGCACGGGCAGUAGAGGAUUGGGGCCAUUUUCACUCAACCUACCACAGGAGGCUAUCAUGCAAGAAAGAAGUUAGAGGCUUAAAAUUUUGGGGGUGGUGGGAGCAAACUGAGAACACAUUUUGGAGGUAGAACUGAUAGAAUCUGUCACUGGAUUGGAAACAGGCAUGAGAAAGAGGACGUCCUUUGGCCAGAAUGACUGCUGGGUGCCUAAAAUGAGAUGGGGAGCAGUGAGAGAGAGAGAGAAAGGCAGGAGCCGAGAUUCCACUGGGGCUGGUUGAAUGGGAGAUGCCAUCAGCACCCAUGGUGCUGUGCCAGCCGUCUGCAGGAGCCACUGACACGUGUCAAGCAGGAAAGUGACAUGGUGAAGGACAGGUUGGAGGGGCAAGCCCAGAGAUGGGCUGUGCGAGUUGCCCAGGGUUGCUGUAAGAAGGACCACAGACUGGGUGGCUGGAAAGAACAGCCAUUGAUUCCACAGGUGUGGAGGCCACAAGUCCAGCAGGGCCACUGAAGGCCCUCUGAAACCUCGAGAGUGGAUCCUUCCUCACCUGUUCCAGCUUCUGGUGGCUCCAGUGUCCUCGGCAGGUGGCAGCACCGCUCC
Molecule: messenger RNA, 6871 nt
Organism: Rhinolophus ferrumequinum (greater horseshoe bat)
Lineage: Eukaryota; Metazoa; Chordata; Mammalia; Chiroptera; Rhinolophidae
Gene: C15H16orf78
Product: chromosome 15 C16orf78 homolog
Exons: 7
Coding region: 1725-2516 (263 amino acids)
Source: RefSeq, a predicted model, not a curated record